This is a messenger RNA of Aspergillus steynii IBT 23096, 1449 nucleotides long. Its product is annotated as putative pantothenate transporter. The coding region runs from base 1 to 1449 and encodes 482 amino acids. The transcript is spliced from 5 exons. The record is from RefSeq and is a predicted model, not a curated record. Gene Ontology annotation, molecular function: transmembrane transporter activity. Gene Ontology annotation, biological process: transmembrane transport. NCBI's taxonomy places the organism in Eukaryota, Fungi, Ascomycota, Eurotiomycetes, Eurotiales, Aspergillaceae. Gene Ontology annotation, cellular component: membrane.
AUGGAUCAAUCAAAAGAGCUCGCUACCAAUGCGCAUGAACUCCCCGCAGACGAGUCCAACGAAGGACCAUGGAUCCGCUUCUUGACUCUCGUGCGAUGGUAUCCAACUGACAUGAGCUAUUUGGAAAAGCAGCUGGUGCUCAAACUAGACCUCUUGAUCUUAACCUUUGGGUGCUUGUCUUUCUUCACAAAAUAUCUCGAUCAACAAGCCAUCACCAACGCCUAUGUAUCACCUAGGGGAAUGAAAGAGGACCUUGGACUCCAAGGAAAUGAAAUCAACUACAUUACCACCGCUUUCUGGGUCGCAUACUGCGUAUCAAUGAUCCCAGCAUGCUACUUCCUCACUCGCAGUCGGAUCAAUAUUGUUCUGCCCACUCUGGAGGCCGGAUGGGGCCUAUUCACGUUUGGCUGUGCAUGGGCUCAAAACCUCACCACAAUUUAUGCUAUGCGUGUUCUCAUUGGUAUUUGCGAAUCUUGUUCAUUUACCGGUGUCAUCUAUGUGAUCGGGUCGUGGUAUAAGCCCCAGGAGAUUGGGAGACGAGUUUCUUUGUUCUUUAUUGCCUCCCCGCUGGGGACCAUGUUCGCUGGGUAUCUGCAGGCAGCGGCGUAUACUAAUUUGAAUAAUACACAUGGAUUGGCCGGGUGGAGAUGGUUGUUCAUUGUCUGCACGAUCAUCACCAUACCGAUAUGCAUUUUAGGCUAUGUCGCAUUUCUCGACGUCCCUCAUCGCACAAAGCCACGCUUCCUCACCCCGAAAGAGCACGAGCUAGCCAAUGCUCGCUUGGUUGGUCUCACAGCUCCCAGCCAGCUAACUGUCUCUGUCGAUAUCUUCAAACGCGUCCUCGGUCGCUGGCACUGGUACGUCUUUGUUGCGCAGUGGAUCCUCAUCGACCAGAAUUUCCUCGCUUCCUCGACUCCGUUCAAUCUUUAUCUGAAGGCCAAGCCGGAAAUCUACUCCGUCUCGAGAGUGAACACUCUACCGACCAUAGCUACGGCCGUUUCGGUGGUUGCUGCGUUAAUAGCGGGCACUGUUGCUGAUAAGACGAGGAACAUCUGGCUUCCUUGCAUUGUUGUCUCGAUUCCGGUGAUGCUGGGUUUGAUUCUGCUGGUUGUCUGGGAGGUAGGAGAAGCUGGACGGCUUGCGGGUUUUAUCCUCACCGGUGCUGAGGGUGCAAUGAGCCCUCUCACCAUGAGCUGGGCAACCCUUACCAUGGCCAACGACGCCGAGGAACGCGCCAUUGUAACCGCCAGCAUGAACGCAAUCGGUCAGGCUAUGUCUGCUUGGACGCAGCUCCUCCAGUAUCCUGCCGUGGAGGCACCCAACUUCCGCAAAGGGUUUAUUUCGAAUCUGGUGACGACCGUGGCGCAAUUGGGUGUUGUGGCCGUUAUCGCAGUUCUUACUCGGCACGAUGUGCGGAAGAAGACCAGACAGGGUUCGGACAUUAGCUAG